Molecule: messenger RNA, 1761 nt
Organism: Aspergillus calidoustus
Lineage: Eukaryota; Fungi; Ascomycota; Eurotiomycetes; Eurotiales; Aspergillaceae
Source: the annotation of a GenBank genome assembly
AUGUCCCCACGACACCGUUUCAUCGGUCGCGCCGACAGUGUCCAGCAAGUACAUAAUACCAGCGUGCAGUAUGUCAGCGAAAAGGGUGGCAAUGAUGCACCACCCACAUACCAGGACGCCUCUGGUGCACCGGUCGAAAAGGCCUCGCCGUUGGGGUACUCUGUUGGUCCUGUCACCAUCACCCUCCUGAAUAUCACCAUGAUGAUUGGGGCUGGUAUCUAUGUUACACCGCAAUCAAUCUUGGCUGGCACUGGCUCUGUCGGAGUGAGUUUUGUAUAUUGGACGCUUGGAUACCUGCUGUGCCUCGCGUCCGGCGCCGUGUAUCUAGAAUUUACGGCCUACUUCCCCAGUCGCUCUGGGUCCGAAGUCGCGUACCUAGAACAGGCCUAUCCCCGUCCAGCAUGGUUCUUCCCGACAACCUUUGCGGUGCAGAGCGUGAUCCUCUCAUUUGGGAGCGCCAAUGCUACUGUAAUGGCGAACUAUCUCUGGGCUAUCUCGGGACGUGUGGCGACCGACUGGCAAAUCAAGGGGACUGCUUUGGGCUGUUAUACCCUUUCCACGUUGAGCCUGAUCUUCAACACAAAAUACUCGUACUGGUUCUCCAACGCAAUAGGCAUCGUCAAGGUCUGCACUUUGCUCUUCAUCAUUGUCACUGGCUGGGUUAUUCUGGGUGAUAAUACGAGGGUUGAGAACCCCAAGGCUCACUUCCAGGACGCGUGGUCUGGGAGUUCGACUGCUACGGCGUAUGGUUUUACCAUUGCGCUCUACCGGAUCAUCUUCUCCUAUGGUGGGUAUAAUAAUGCGUUUAAUGUUGUGAAUGAGGUCAAAAACCCCGUCAAGUCACUGCGUUUGUACGCCACCAUCGCCCUGACUACAGUGUAUAUCCUGUACAUGUUCGCAAAUGUCGCCUUCUUUGCCGCCGUCCCUCCCGAAGAACUCAAAUCCUCCAGCCUCACCGUCGCCAGCCUCUUCUUCAGCAAAGUCUUCGGCAACGCGUCCGGAAUCCGCGGACUAAACUUUCUCAUCGCCCUCUCCUCCUUCGGCAACAUCCUGGCCGUGCAGGUCGGCCUCUCCCGCCGCAUUCGCGAAUGCGGCCGCCAGGGCGUCCUCCCCUUCACGCGCUUCUGGGUCUCCACCCGGCCCUUUGGGACUCCACUCGGUCCCUACGCCGUAAUCUGGUUCAUGACCGCCCUGCUGAUCCUAGCGGUUCCCGCGGGUGAUGCGUUUACGUUCGUCAACGACCUUGCCAUCUAUCCCCGAGCGUUAUUUGAUCUUGCCAUGGCGGUGGGGAUUUAUGUUGUACGGUGGAGGCGGCGCCGUGCGGCUGUGCCGUUGCCUGAGCCGGAGUUCAAGGCAUGGCAUGUGGCGAUCUUGUUUAAUAUCCUUGUCCAGGCGUAUUUGCUCAUCAUGCCGUGGUAUCCGCCGCCUGGUGGGCGGUAUGCGGGGGACGUGAGCUUUUGGUAUGCGACGUAUGCGGUCACGGGGAUUGCAAUCCUCGUCGCAUGCGCAAUCUACUACGCCAUCUGGGCAUACGGCCUACCCAAGUGGAAGGGAUACCAGCUUCGACAAGAGCUCAUUGCGCUCGACGACAACGGGACACAGACGAACCGACUGAAGAAGGUUCCGAAUGCCGAGGUCGCCGCGUGGGACGCUGUGCAUGACGCUGCCGGGCGCCGGAUUGAUUCUGAGCGCCAGGACUCCGAGUCACAGCCGUCGUUUGUUGACCAGAUUCCGGUUGAGACGAAAGUGGCUGCUGUGUAG